CUUUAUUUUGAUGACAACACGGCAGAUUGGUUUGGAGCUGGCAAAGACGGGAGUUCGGUUCUGGUAUCUGGCAGCCAGUAAAAUGAAUUAAGCUGUAGCAAACUCGCAGAUCGACCAGCCCGCUCCGCACAACUGUGCACACAAGACGACGACGACGUCGAGCAGGAAGCGAUUUGGGUUGUGAGGUAAUUCCCGAGUCAAAAAAAAGACCUGCCGCCGCCACACGCCGAUAAAGAUUCUCGCGUACCCGGCCAGAAUCGGAGUGGGAAUCACGGAUUCAGCUGGAGCGCGCGGCCAUAGCCCCCCGAUAAUACCACAUCCAUAUCCGGCAAGAUGAUACCGCUUUCGCACAAGGAUAGGAGCAGCUUCGGCUACCGGGUGCGGGAGAAGCUCAACAGCUGGAAGCGACUCAUCUUCUCCGACCGCAACUCGCGCAACCUGUUCCUCUUCCUGCUGCUCAACCUGAGCUUCGCCUUCGUGGAGCUCUUCUACGGCAUCGCGACGAAUAGUUUGGGCCUGAUCUCCGACUCGUUUCACAUGUUCUUCGACUGCACGGGCCUCUUGGCGGGAUUGGCCGCCUCGGUUAUCACCAAGUGGAAGGCCAACGACAAGUUCUCCUACGGCUAUGUGCGAGCCGAGGUGUUGGCCGGCUUUGUCAACAGCCUGUUCCUGUUGUUCAUAGCCUUCUUUAUCCUGUCGGAGGGCGUGGAGAGACUCAUUGAGCCGCCGGAGGUCAAGCACGAGCGACUGUUUGUUGUCUCCGUCCUCGGUUUGCUGGUCAACCUGGUGGGCAUCUAUGCCUUCAAUCAUGGAGGACAUGGACACUCGCACGGCGGCGGUGGACACGGCCACUCGCACGGUGGAGGCCAUGGACACUCGCACAGCCACAACGACGCCGGUAACCACAAUCACCAGGCCAUCACAUUGGACAAUGGUCAUGGACACUCUCACGAUCACGACAGCCAUGGCCACUCGCAUGGCGAUAUGUCGGGCAGCAACUCGCAGAUCAUGCGCGGCGUUUUCCUGCACAUCCUGGCCGACACCCUGGGUUCGGUGGGUGUGAUAAUCUCGGCAGUGCUGAUGCACAUGUUCGGCUGGAUGAUUGCGGACCCCAUCUGUUCCAUCUUCAUUGCCCUGCUGAUAGCGCUCAGUGUGCUGAGUCUGAUCAAGGAGUCGAUAAUGAUCCUGAUGCAGCGACAGCCCUCAGACCUGGACCGAUCCCUGCCGCAGUGCUACCAGAAAGUCACCGGACUGGCCGGCGUCUAUGCGGUGCAGGAGCCGCACUUCUGGACCCUCUGCUCCGAUGUCUACGUGGGAGCCCUCAAGCUGGAGGUGUCCAAGAACGUCGAUCCCAAGUACGUGGUCACGCACACGCGAAUAAUAUUCGAGGCGGUGGGCGUGAAGCAGAUCUACAUACAGCUGGAUUACGUUUGAUCAAGAUGGGAUCGACCCACCGGUGUCCUUGUACAAUGAUGUGUAUAUUUAACAACGUGUGUUGCAUGUGUGUGCAGUGCGAACGGGCGUCGAUGUUAUCAAAUAUUAUUUUGAAAUUUUAGUUCAUUGCGGCCACACAAAGCCCCAUCACUUCCAAAAGUCCCCUCCAAGAGCUAAGUAAAACAAAAUGUUCAAUCUUCAGUUGUACUAGUAAUUUUCCGAAUUUUGUUAACUUAUUUAACGUUUGUAUUUGUUAAAAUGCUUUCGGCAUUCAUUCCAUUCUAUACAAACUAAGCGCAUAACAUAUGCGAUAGUCGAGACCGAGAUGCAUUAGUGUAAUUGUAAGCUAAGCGAAAGAAUUUGUGCAUAAGUAAAUAUAUACUUUUAAAGUCUUUUUUAAAUUCAGAAUGAACAAAACCAGAAUCGUGCAUACCUACAAAUAGCAUCUAAUCUGACUGACAUUUCCACGGACAUUCCGCUGUGCGGUGGAAGUGCAUUAAGUGAACCGUUUUUGCCACAGUUGAAGCAUCAAAAUUAUGAACGAAAUAAAAUUUAAUUUGUUAUUAGCAUUUUUAUACGUAAA
This is a messenger RNA of Drosophila subpulchrella, 2017 nucleotides long. RefSeq names its product zinc transporter 7 (gene ZnT86D). The transcript has 4 exons. Gene Ontology annotation, cellular component: Golgi apparatus; membrane. The coding region runs from base 334 to 1434 and encodes 366 amino acids. Gene Ontology annotation, biological process: intracellular zinc ion homeostasis; zinc ion transport; transmembrane transport. The record is from RefSeq and is a predicted model, not a curated record. Lineage: Eukaryota; Metazoa; Arthropoda; Insecta; Diptera; Drosophilidae. Gene Ontology annotation, molecular function: zinc ion transmembrane transporter activity.